Molecule: messenger RNA, 1425 nt
Organism: Ambispora gerdemannii
Lineage: Eukaryota; Fungi; Glomeromycota; Glomeromycetes; Archaeosporales; Ambisporaceae
Source: the annotation of a GenBank genome assembly
AUGCUAUUAUUGAAACUACCGUUACCACAAUUCCAACCCACUACUUCACACGCGCCAAAGAAACACCGAAUCCCUCAACAAAUAUUACACAACUCAAUCGCCAAACUAGUGACAUUAUCGCAGUAUACCGAUAUUCCGUCAGCUAGAUACGCUCAGUCCGCAAAUCUUAUUAACGACAAAAUAUAUUUUGUUGGAGGGUGGGAUGAAAAAACUUUUCAAAUUGAUGUUUUCUAUUUAGAUUUAUCUGCAGAUUUUGGAAUAGACAAUUUGCCAUUUAAACGGAUCAAUCUUAAUUCGUCGCUCUUUAUUGCAUGGCAUACUGCUAAUGUAUAUAAUGAUACUCAAAUUAUUAUUAUCGGCGGUGUAACACUUAACAAAGAAAACAAUCAGAAUAUACUCAGCCAGAACGAAUCAUUAAUUAAGUUAAACGAAUCGACCAUAGAAUCAUUUCCAUUGAGUAAGAAUGGACCUUCGACUCGAAGAAGCUUAAACUCGGUAAUUGAUAACACUGGAACAAUUUAUAUUUUUUCUGGAUCAAAUCAAGCAGACUCUGGACCAACUCGUGGUAAUUUAGAUACAACAAUGUAUAAAUUAAAAGUGGUCCAAAACACAUGGUCAGCUGUACCAUAUAUCGGGUCUGUAGAUUCAGCUUUAAUGCCGGCAUUUGAUUAUACUGCCACAUUGUUAGAUGAUGGCCGAAUUAUUUAUAUAGGCGGUGAAUACAUAAGUGGUGACAGAUAUAGAAAUAUGAAUGAAGUAUGGAUUUAUUAUACGACAACUGAUAAAUGGGAGUUUAAGAAUUGUUCAGGAGUUAAUGUCAAGGAGCGUGCUUCACAUACUGCUGUUUUGGGACCAGAUCGAUUUACUAUAAUCAUCUAUGGAGGAUAUAGUCUUAUACCUCUCACUAAUGAUCAAGCUCUCUUUAUUCUGGAUACGAAGAAGUGGAGGUGGUCACUACCGAAUAUUAAUAAUCCCCCAGUGAUUCGGCAUGGACAUACUGCGACUAUGUACAAUAAUUAUAUGAUAGUUGCAUUUGGAGCACAACAAGAAGACAUUAACAGUGUUCCAAUCUCUAAAAAUGUAAUAAGCAUCCUCGACACAAAUAACAAUUCAUAUAGUUGGGUUGAACAAUUCAAACUAAGAGAUAUUGUACCGAUACCUAGCGAGUCCGACACUCCUUCUCCGACCACUAUAAAUCCAUCACAAACAUCAGUUUCCGAAACAUCGUCAUCGUCACGUUUAGGUAUCAUUAUUGGAAGUAUGAUUGGCAGUGCUGCUGUUAUAAUAGUUGCUGUUAUUGUCGCUGUGUUCUUUUAUCGACGAAGACGGGAGAGACAAAUAAUUGCGGAAGGUCAUAUGCAUUCUCCGCAAGUAGUUAAUGUGGAAAACAAUCGUGAUAGUACGCGAAGUAGUGAAAUUGUUUAA